Messenger RNA from Arachis ipaensis, 806 nucleotides. RefSeq names its product Ribosomal protein L13 family protein. Gene Ontology annotation, cellular component: cytosolic large ribosomal subunit; ribosome. Lineage: Eukaryota; Viridiplantae; Streptophyta; Magnoliopsida; Fabales; Fabaceae. The record is from RefSeq and is a predicted model, not a curated record. Gene Ontology annotation, biological process: translation; negative regulation of translation. Gene Ontology annotation, molecular function: mRNA binding; structural constituent of ribosome.
CAACACCAAUGCAAGGACCCUCCGUAUCCAUUCUCAGCAGCAAGAUUCUUCAAUCCUUCCUCCAGAACAAGAUCCACGCUUCCUCUGCGUCGAACCCGAACCCCGAUUCAAAGGCCCGGACAUUUGGAACAAGACCUGGUAUCCAAAAGCUGCCGAUCAUGUUAAUACGGAGAAAACAUGGUAUGUUGUUGAUGCUACAGACAAAGUUCUUGGCAGACUGGCGUCAACGAUUGCUAUUCAUAUCCGAGGGAAAAAUCUAGAAACCUAUACUCCCAGCGUGGACAUGGGUGCAUUUGUAAUUGUGGUGAAUGCUGAAAAGGUUGCUGUAUCUGGGAAAAAGAGAACCCAAAAGCUUUACAGGAGGCACUCUGGUAGACCUGGUGGUAUGAAAGUAGAGACAUUUGCUCAACUGCAGAACAGAAUUCCUGAAAGAAUUAUCGAACAUGCUGUUCGUGGCAUGCUUCCGAAGGGGAGGCUUGGGAGGAGGCUAUUCACCCACCUGAAGGUUUAUGAGGGUCCAGAUCAUCCUCAUGCUGCGCAGAAGCCCAUCGAACUGCCAAUUCAGGAUAAGAGAAUAUAUUUACAGAGAUAGAGAAACAGAAAGAAAUGCAUUUAUAAGAGUUUAUUUCGUAGAUCAUUGAGUUACUGGCCUCAUGUCUUUCAUUUAAUGUUUAUAUUGUCUGUAGAUGUAUUCGAUUAUGGUGUUGUUUUUGCUAAAGGUCCGUGGUUUGACUCUUAGAGAUAUGUAAUUUGUGUUUUUCUAAUUUGAUUCCAGUUAAUGGCAACGUAUUACAUUUUUUAUUUUU